Molecule: messenger RNA, 1448 nt
Organism: Rubroshorea leprosula
Lineage: Eukaryota; Viridiplantae; Streptophyta; Magnoliopsida; Malvales; Dipterocarpaceae
Source: the annotation of a GenBank genome assembly
ACAUUUCGCAUCAAUUUCAGGUAAAAUGGUUUCCUUGAGAGAACUUACAGAGGUACGAGGUAACCAGGGCCGAGAAGAAGAAGGGGAGGGGGUUAUAUCGCGAUGAUAGUGCCACCGGCGUUGCAGGAUGUGCUAGAAACAAUGAGGCCAGACAGCAGCGCCAGUUCGAGCGCUAGGGACAACGGCGGUGAACACCUUACUGCGUCAUCUAGCAGCUCGUCCUCUGAAGAGACACCAAGCUGCGAGGAAGGGAUGGGGGAUGUAGUGAGCAAUGUCUCAGAUCAACCUGUGAUUGGGGAGUGGGAGAGCAGGACAAUCGCGGGCAGGUUGAGCAAUUUGCGAAAGGCACCCAAGGAUCUGCCCGCUGGUUUUAGGUUCAAGGCCGCGCUUCAUCAUGAAGUAGCAGACUGUGCGCCCUCAAUAAGUGGGUAUAGGAAACUGGAGGAGAUGGUGAGGGCGCACCACAUCCCCAUAACGAUCUUGCUCCAGACUGGUGCCAAGAGUGAGAACCUUCACCCUCCUCUGCAUCAAUCUCCAGCUUCCUCUCCCCCCUCGCACGCCCAGCCUUGCUGCACCAGCCCUGCACCGACGCCCGAGCCUUGCACCUACGCCCCUACUCCCUGCUCUGCGCCCAGAUCGUUUGCACUCUGCCCUAGCCUGCAUUCUGCUGUGCCCGGCCUUGCUUCCUGCACCAGCUUUGCUCUGCACCAGCUUUGCUCUGCACCAGCUCCUGCGCUCUGCACCAGAUCGCCUGCACUCUGCUUGCCCUGCUGCGCCCCACUGCUGGCAAUGAUGCCCCUGCACGCCCGAGCCAUCAUCAGCACUCCACGCCCCUGCCUCCCUGCACACCGCGCCUCACCCCAAUCCCGCGCCUCUGCACCGCUGAUUACUACAGCCCCCAUCCUUGCCUCUCAUGCAGAAAAGACAAGGAAUACCGGACAAAUUGGCGUCAUUGAUUGACAGAGCAAGGCCCUUGUCUUUUGUUGCAUUUUAUUUUUAUUUUUAUCAUUUGGGGUAUAUAUAUAGGGCAAAAGCAGAGUAAUAGGGGGGUGGGGGUUGAUUUUGGGUCUGUUUGCUGGGGAGUCUCGCCUGAGUUUUUGAGAGCAGAAGAAGGAAAUUCUGAGGAGAAGAGGGGGGGUCUUUUGCUGGUUGAUUUUCGAGUCGAGUUUAAAAAGAAGAUCGAUUCUGCUCGCUGGAGGUGGGAAAACAAAAGGGUAUUCUUGCUUUAGGUAAUCUCCUGAACAGAGGGAUUUUUGGGAAGGAUAGUGAAGGAGACGAACGGAGCCUGGUCCCAUGGGUGGGAUCCCUCCCUUCCGAUCUGGAUCUACCUCCUAAAAAUUCCGCCGUGGGUGUUUUUGUUAUUUUCUGUUGAUUUUGUUUAGAUCUGUGUUUAAGUUUGUAUGUGUUUCGUUGGAAAAUGAAUGAAAAAAUCAAAAAAAAUUGUUCAG